CCUCUUUUCUCUCCCUGUCCCUCAUCUCGGUGUUGGUCCCCUGAGUCUAUCCCUGUCCAGCUUCUUGAUUUUUUUCCCCUUUCAUGGUACUCCGCACUCUUGCAUCAUCCUACAAUUUCUGACAGGUCAAUUUCCCGAUAGCACCCAAGACAAGCAACGGAUUUCUAGCUCCCACUUGCAUCUUUCGCAUUCAAAAUAAUGAUUACGGCUCCUCUUCUUCCCAUCGAAGCGACGUUCUAAGCAGUGAGACCCCAAACCCUCCGUGUCCGGACAUGGUUUUCCUACGGCUCACGGUCAAGGUCUACCCGCGAGACCAGACCUCGUCCUCAGCGUCCUUCUUCCGCUCGUUCCUGGGAGAUCGCGAUCGCGAUGACUCGAAUCGUAACUCCGUCGGUGCGAUGGCCGGGAAACCGGUCAGCUUUCUCAUCGUGCUCGAGCAGCCAGAGGAGGUGACGUUGGGUGGGUUGGCGGGUAUGAUACAGGAGAAGUGGAAGAAGCUGAGGCCAGAUACGGAACCUCUGGACAUCAAGAAACUUCUGGACGAUGACCAUGAAUCUGACGACUUGGAUACCGAUAUGACCGUCGCCGAUGUUUUUGUGGAUAACGGAAAGGCCCGAGCAGAUGGGCUCGACCAGCGACGAACGGUUCGUGUUAUCCAAAAACCAGCUCCCUACGCCCCUACAAGAUUUCCCUCGGUUACGCAAGACUGGGGCGCCGCAGCGCAAGACUUCGAGCGCCUAGUACGGGUCAAGAAGGAGAUAAAGAAAGAAGCCCAAAUCGCUCUACAAACGCUCCAACCCAUUAUGGAGUCCCGACACGAGUCCCCUUCCCAGGCACUCGUACUCAGCGAUAAUGAGAGCUCGUGGUCCAGGUCCACGAGUGAGCAACAGCGGCGUGAAGAUGUCCCUCUUUCCUCGGUUGAAAAGGAUCACGAAAUCCCCGGGUCGCCUUCACAUCGGGUGUUGGGAUCCCCCAUGCGCGAGGAGGGUACAAACCAUAACAAUGAGGACCUCGCUAAGCGCAUGGCUAGUCAGGAACUAGGUGACUGGCCGCCUUCAUCGCGCCCAGCCACUCCCACAGAAAAGCCCUCCCCCGUCAUACGCGACGCAUCUCAUAGCCAGGUCUCGGUUGCGCAGUCGGUCACAGGCCAUGCGCCACUGGCUGAUUCCCCCGCCCUUCAGCUAGAACGUGAAAGCGGCACGCAUUCGAUAUCUCCACAAAAGGUCCCUGGUCCUGGCGAAGGGCAACCGAAGGAGGUUUCUACGAAUGUGUCGACAAGCGAGGAAUCUGACGUCGAGUCCACCGAAAGUGACGAAAGUGAUGAAAGUUCGAGUGAAGACGAACCGGAUCAGGAUGGCGAUGUCACAAUGCAGGAUGAAGCUACGACGAAUGGCCAGCAGCCCAGCCCUGCCACAAACGGUAUCUCACACACUGCCAUCGAAAUCCCUUCCCCACGCUUUACCGGUGCGGGGGUUCGAUCGAGGAAGAGGAAAAACAGCCAGGAGCAUUUGGAACCCAAUAAGGAGCCUCGUUUGGCCGGAACCACGUCCCCGCCUAAGGAGCCAAGCAGACAAAAAAGCGUGGAUAGGGCCCCAGAAACUCCGAUGAUCAGUCCAACGACGAAGAAAUCCGAACGAACAUCCUCAUUUUCGGGAGUUGGCCGUCGUCUCAGCUUCUCUGACCGGCCCUUCGAGACCUCAAAGCCAGGCUUGGGGCUGGGCAUUACAAAGAGCCCAGCGAAAAAACCAUCGGUCAUUUUGGAAUUAUCUCAGGGAUCAGCGGAAACAAGCGUGGCGCCGACUAGCACCCCUAUUCCUUCAAGCAGUGCGCCUACCAUCCGACGGGCAUCAGUGACACAGAACAUCUCGACCCCAUCCAAUGCUCAGACUCCUGCAGAUAAGGCUAAACAUCUUCCUUCGGCCCUGCGCAAGGACUCGCCUGCGGAACGACACUCAGAACACCGCUCAGUAUCAUUUGUGGAUGAAGACGAUAUUCGCCUCACUGGAUCCGGUCCACCGCCAAGGUCAACUCCUCUGGACGCUGCCGAAUCUCCCAAAUCUACACCAGUGUCCCGCCCAUCCGGCUCGCAGAAGAGAUUGUCGAAUGGGAACUCGAUGAACUUUCCUACUGGAGUAACCCCGGAACGCCUUCAGCAAAUUAUGCAAGAAGUGAAUGAGAAGAUGGAGCGACAAAAUCGGGAGAAAGCCGAGUUCGAGGAAAAGAUCAAAGAGGCAGAGGGGCAGGCUGCGAAAUCCGAAUAUUUGAGGAAACUGAAAGAAGCAUACGGGGCCUGGCAACGUCUGCUCAAGUAUGAGAAAAGUGGACGGCAGGCCGACAAAACCGCUGCUAAAAAACUUCGUCCUAAGUUUGAGGCACUGCGGAAGGAACUUGAGAAACUAGAGGCUUCUUCCGCAAAGACGGGCUCGUCGCAAGCCACGCAAAAACACUCCGGGCCGUCGGUGAAGCCUUCUCAACCUAAACAAAGAAAGGAUGAUAGCGUUCCCCAGCCCAUGGAGACGCCACCGCUCAACGGCGCUGAGGAUGACAUUGAGACGGUUUCGAUAACACAGGUAACACCCUGGAAGGCAAUUAAUAGGGAUAAGACUCCCCUGACACCAAAUGGCACGGGUCCUCGGGCCACGCUGCAGCCAAAACCAACCCCCAAGCCUUCUACGGGCAAGUCCUCGGUUCCAGUUGCCAAGGCCCCGUCGUCUCAAUCCCAGAGCUCAAACGGGUCUGACGACCUGGAGCUACCUUCCAUGGGGGUUCAAGCUAGACGAAACAGCACUCCCACCGUGAACGGCGGCUGGAAACCAGCACCAGCACCAGCACCAAAGAAACCCGUUGAAGGAUCCUCGUCGGAAGAGUCCGAGUCCGAGUCCGAGUCCGAGUCCGAAUCUGGGUCCGAAUCUGAAGAUGAUUCCGGCCCGGAUUCUAAAGAGAGCGUCAAGAAAGCUCCCACUGCUCCUGCCGCGAAGAAACCACCCCGGAGUGCUUCCCCAGUCUCUGGCCAAGUUGUAUCGGGCAAAUCACCUGCUCCUUCGUCGCAACCUACCGCCUCCUCCCAGUCCUGGAGAUGGCCCGCUACCGCGACGCGGGCAACGCGAGCCACGCUGAAAGCUCUUCUAGUUGACCAGCAGAAGGAAGUUGCGCAGGCCGCACCAAAGCCCGCACUCAAACGGAGUGGCAAUGCACCGGGCAGGAAGAGUAUUUUCUCUCCCCCAGGCAGUGAUUCCGACGAGACGGAAAGCGAAAGCGAAAGUGAGAGCUCGAGUUCCAGUGAUAGCAGCGACAGCGAGGAUGACAAGGACAAAAAGAAGAAGAAGAAGAAGAAUGAAACGCGCAGCGAAAGCCCCGUUGGUGCUGAUGGAGGAGAUAUCAUGUCCAAUGGACAUGUUCGAAAACUCAAGCCUGCUUGGAAAUUGCAUUAGGGUUUCUCGUGUUAGUUGCUUUCGUUCAGCGACAUUUUCGGUGUUGGUGGCUUUUUUUUUUUUUUUUUUUU
Molecule: messenger RNA, 3502 nt
Organism: Aspergillus ochraceoroseus IBT 24754
Lineage: Eukaryota; Fungi; Ascomycota; Eurotiomycetes; Eurotiales; Aspergillaceae
Exons: 2
Coding region: 273-3431 (1052 amino acids)
Source: RefSeq, a predicted model, not a curated record